AUAAGUUCUGAUUGUUCACGAUGAAACACGAAAACUCACGAAGACGAGUAAUAACUGAUGACCUCUUCUGGGUAAUAAUAUAAGUUUUAACCAUGUGGGCACAUAUUAUAUGAUAAUUGUGUAAUGAAUAAAACAAUGGGUAUAAUUAUAUCAAGAUUAUCAAAACCAAUCCGGGCAUUUAACAUUGAGAAUCGUGCCGGAAGAGUUUUGGGAAAAGAUAAACCAACACCUGCUCCAACUCAUCCAUCAACUGCCCAACAAUUGAAAAUAGCGCAGGAAGCUGAUCCCGACUUUUUAAAAAAUCAUUACAAGAAAGAUGAAGAAUUAUAUGACAGAUUGAAACAAGUGUUUGUUUCAUCACAAGCACAACCGGAAGUUACUGAUACAGAAAAAUUACCAAAAAAUAAACGGUGGGUUAAUGAAUUCGAUUAUGGAUUCUGGGAGCCUGAAACAGUGCCAGCAGGCAGAUGUCAAUUGAGAACAGUAAUGAAAUUUAUGGCUGACUAUGAAUUAGAUCCGAAAAAAAAUUCUGUUCAAGAAAUUGCAUUGAAAUAUAAUUUAGAUCCUGCUGAUGUUGCAAAUAUUAUAGAAUACUAUAGAGUAUUCCAGGUGAUAGUACCAAAGGAAGGCCAGAUGUAUGUACCGAGAAACGAUGUCAAAACAACAAUAGCAGACAAAUAAUGAAUUUAUUAUUUAAGUCAUUUUAAAAUAAUUAGAUUGAUAUUCAGGGUGUUUUAUCUUUGAUAUAAAAACUACUGUACAUAUUUAUUAAUUAAUGAUAAUGAAUAAACGGAUAGAAUAUUUCA
Messenger RNA from Microplitis mediator, 806 nucleotides. RefSeq names its product protein NDUFAF4 homolog. Lineage: Eukaryota; Metazoa; Arthropoda; Insecta; Hymenoptera; Braconidae. The coding region runs from base 124 to 681 and encodes 185 amino acids. Gene Ontology annotation, cellular component: mitochondrion. Gene Ontology annotation, biological process: mitochondrial respiratory chain complex I assembly. The transcript is spliced from 5 exons. The record is from RefSeq and is a predicted model, not a curated record.